Molecule: messenger RNA, 1713 nt
Organism: Linepithema humile (Argentine ant)
Lineage: Eukaryota; Metazoa; Arthropoda; Insecta; Hymenoptera; Formicidae
Gene: Scsalpha1
Product: Succinyl-coenzyme A synthetase alpha subunit 1
Biological process (GO): tricarboxylic acid cycle
Cellular component (GO): mitochondrion; succinate-CoA ligase complex (ADP-forming)
Molecular function (GO): succinate-CoA ligase (GDP-forming) activity; succinate-CoA ligase (ADP-forming) activity
Source: RefSeq, a predicted model, not a curated record
CUUCAUGCGAUAUCCGCUGACUGGCUGUGUUCCUUUGGACUUGACCUUCUUGCACCUUCUUGUCAGAUCUUAGUAGUUAGUACUUCUUAUGGUGGUCCCGUGUUAAUUCAAUAGCAACAUUGCCUCCUCAACGAAAAGGACAGAUUAGAAGAUGGCUGUGGCUGCCAGGUCGUUAGCAAAAUUCACAGUGAGAAACUGUGGAAAUUUAUUACGGCCUCAAGUGAGAUUUAACUACACAGAAACUAGGAAGAAUUUAAAAAUUGAUGCAAAUACCAAAGUGAUAUGCCAAGGUUUUACUGGAAAGCAAGGAACUUUUCAUUGUCAACAGGCUCUUGAUUAUGGUACAAAGAUAGUAGGUGGAGUUAGCCCUAAGAAGGCAGGUACAGAACAUCUUGGAAAGCCUGUAUACAAGACAGUUAAAGAAGCAAAAGAAGCAACCGGAGCUACUGCAUCAGUCAUUUAUGUUCCUCCCCCAUCAGCAGCAGCAGCCAUUAUGGAAGCGAUGGACGCUGAAAUGCCAUUAAUAGUUUGCAUUACAGAGGGUAUUCCUCAACAUGAUAUGGUGAAAGUGAAGAGGCGAUUACUCGAACAAAAUAAGUCCCGUCUAAUUGGCCCAAAUUGCCCUGGAAUAAUAGCACCCGAACAGUGUAAAAUUGGUAUUAUGCCCGGCCAUAUACAUCAUAAAGGAAAGAUUGGUAUUGUGUCAAGGUCAGGAACUCUAACUUAUGAGGCUGUGAAUCAAACGACCCUUGCUGGAUUGGGACAAACAUUAUGCGUUGGUAUUGGUGGUGAUCCAUUCAACGGUACUGAUUUCAUUGAUUGUUUGGAUGUAUUUCUUACUGAUCCAGAUUGCGAUGGUAUUAUAAUGAUCGGAGAGAUUGGUGGCAGUGCAGAAGAGUUAGCAGCAGAAUAUCUCAUCGAGAAAAAUACUGGUGGAAAAGCUAAGCCAGUAGUAUCCUUUAUUGCUGGUAUUACUGCGCCACCUGGACGAAGAAUGGGUCAUGCUGGUGCCAUAAUUUCAGGAGGAAGAGGUGGUGCACAAGAUAAAAUUAAUGCACUCGAAAAAGCUGGUGUAAUAGUAACGAGGAGUCCUGCACAAAUGGGUAAUGAACUUCUGAAGGAAAUGACACGGCUUGGUUUAGUCUGUAAUUAAAACGCACUACUAUAAUUCUGUGUAGUUUUCUUCAUGUCUACCUGUAUCUUCAUGUGAAAAAUAAAUUGAAAGUAUGUCAUAAAGCAAUAACACACAGAACAUAGUAGUGUUAUAUCGAAAUGGAAUUUAUUUCAUUUAUUAAUAAUAUAUCAAUUGUUCUUAUCGCUCCAUAGAACAGCGCUAUUAUUUGCUAAAGAUUAUAGUUGAUACAUGAAGAUAUAAUUGAUAUUUUUUUUUGAAGAACUGAAUUUGUUUAACAGCAAACGCCAUUUAUAAUACUUUUACAGAAUUAACUGUUGCGUUGACAGUGACAGAUAUCCACAAUUAUAAUUUAUAAAUUAUCUAACGAAACGUUAACUGCCAUUGAUCUGUCACGGUUUUAACUGAUGCAAAGUUAUAAAUUUUUCUAUAAUGUGGAAACAUAGUUUUGAAGAAUGGUUAUUUAAAUAUUCUAUUGUAAUUAUAUCAAGCAUAAUAUAUUACAGUAAUGAACUUAAAUUCUAUGGAAUAUGUAUUCUUACUGUAAACAUGUUAAAAAUUUAAAUAUAUAUAUAAAUAUU